AUUAAAAAGCCUGUCUUUUCGUUGAAGAGGACAGGGGUUAAAAUGAAUGAAGACCUGAAGGUCAAUUUAAGCCGGCUGCCUCAGGAUUACUCAGACGCCGGUGCUGCGGAGAACAUCUCGGCGGCCGACUCCUCCCAGGUUCCUGUCCUAGAGCCGGAGCCCGAGCUCACAGUCAACCCCUGGGACAUUGUCUUGUGUACCUCGGGAACCCUCAUCUCCUGUGAGAAUGCCGUCGUGGUCCUUAUCAUCUUCCACAACCCCAGCCUGCGAGCGCCCAUGUUCCUGCUCAUAGGCAGCCUGGCCCUGGCAGACCUGCUGGCCGGCCUUGGACUCAUCAUCAAUUUCGUCUUUGCCUACCUGCUCCAGUCGGAAGCCACCAAGCUGGCCACGAUCGGACUCAUUGUCGCCUCUUUCUCUGCCUCUGUCUGCAGCUUGCUGGCCAUCACAGUGGACCGCUAUCUCUCGCUGUAUUACGCCCUGACGUACCACUCGGAGAGGACAGUCACGUUCACCUACGUCAUGCUUGUCAUGCUCUGGGGCACGUCCAUCUGCCUGGGGCUGCUGCCCAUCCUGGGCUGGAACUGCCUGCGCGACGAGUCCACCUGCAGCGUGGUCAGACCGCUCACCAAGAACAACGCAGCCAUCCUCUCGGUCUCCUUCCUCUUCCUGUUUGCGCUCAUGCUUCAGCUCUACGUGCAGAUCUGUAAGAUCGUGAUGAGGCACGCCCACCAGAUCGCCCUGCAGCACCACUUCUUGGCCACAUCGCACUAUGUGACCACCCGGAAAGGGGUCUCGACCCUGGCUAUCAUCCUGGGGACCUUCGCUGCCUGCUGGAUGCCUUUCACCCUCUAUUCCUUGAUAGCAGACUACACCUACCCCUCCAUCUACACCUACGCCACCCUUCUGCCCGCCACCUACAAUUCCAUCAUCAACCCGGUCAUCUAUGCUUUCAGAAACCAGGAGAUCCAGAAGGCCCUCUGCCUCGUGUGCUGCGGCUGCAUUCCCUCCAGUCUCUCGCAGAGAGCGCGGUCGCCCAGCGACGUGUAGCAGUGCUCCACCUGGGAGGACGCUCCAUGGCCAAGCGCUUCCACUGCCAGCUGUCGGCCGGUCGGGAUGCUUCCCUUAAACUCUUGGCGUUGGAUUUUUCUCUCAAGCCACGGGAGCACUUAGCCGUCCCCAAGCAGAUGAGUUAAGUGAUGGAGUGGAGAUCCUGUUACCAAUGUGUUCCCCUUUAAACAAAAAUGGUUGAGCUCUUUGCUCAAUAUUAUUUUGUUUUGUUUCAGGACGGAGUUUUUAUUUUACAUUUUUGGAGG
This is a messenger RNA of Tupaia belangeri chinensis (Chinese tree shrew), 1313 nucleotides long. It is a transcript of the gene GPR12, whose product is annotated as G protein-coupled receptor 12. The transcript has a single exon. Gene Ontology annotation, biological process: G protein-coupled receptor signaling pathway. The coding region runs from base 43 to 1047 and encodes 334 amino acids. Gene Ontology annotation, cellular component: membrane. Lineage: Eukaryota; Metazoa; Chordata; Mammalia; Scandentia; Tupaiidae. Gene Ontology annotation, molecular function: G protein-coupled receptor activity. The record is from RefSeq and is a predicted model, not a curated record.